AGGUGGUUUCUGUAAAGUGCUGCUGGUCUGGCUGACAGCUCCAUGAGCGCGCUGUGGAAGUUUGGCUGAGGAGCUGUGCGCAGCAUGGGCACCGGGGAUUACAUCUGCGUAACGCUGCGUGGUGGCGCGCCCUGGGGAUUCACCCUGCGAGAGGGAGAGGGGGACACAUACAGACCUUUUCUCGUUUCCCAGGUAGAAGACGGUGGGCGUGCCUUCCUGGCUGGAGUACAGGAAGCUGACGAGGUGGUCUCAGUCAACGGGGAGCCGUGUGCCGAUCUCACGCUCCUGCAAGCGUUCGCUCUCAUUGACACGUCGAUCGACUGUCUGCAGCUGCUUCUCAAAAGAUACAACUCCAUCUCCUCUGAAGAGUAUGAAUCCGAAGGGACAUACAGUGAUGAGAGGGCCUCUGCUGGCGAGGCUGUAGAGAGCACCACCCUCCACAUCAUCUCCCCAAAGCACAGGUCCGGAAUCCCAAGAGAACUCUACAUAUCCGAGACCCAAGACGAGGCCUACUGUGCGGAGCUGGACAGUGACACAGAGGUUCCCAAGGGACCCCAGCUGCUUUGCACUGAGCUACACACUUCCUGGUCUGAUGCUCAAAGAGGCCAGGAGCCUGUUUAUAAGAAAAAUGAUGACAAAGUGCAGCGAUGCUUCUCCCCAGGGGACCUGGUGGAGCUGCAGGUGUCCAUGUCUGAGCAAACCCUGGACGACGUGGGCUGCACCUCCCUUGGGAGCGCUCGCGGGUUUGAGGGGGAAGUCUCAGACCCAGAAGCUGUUCAGACCAUCCACACCGCCACCAUCACCACGUCACACUAUGUGCCGUCUUCUGUCAGAGAGCCGCUCAGCCAGCAUGGAGUGGUGGUCAGCUCGGCCUCGAUGCUGGGCCAGGCGGAGGUCACUUUGCAGCAGCAGCAGGCGGCGGCAGCAUCAGGAGCAGGGAGGGGCAUCCUGAGUGUGGGUGGCCCCAGGGUCAGUGAAAGUGCUGGAUCCCAAAGUGAAGGAGAAGAAGGAGGAGGGCACUACGAGGGUGUCGCUGGGUCUUUCAGUGUCUCGUUUGAAAUUCCCCCAGAAGACGCGACAGCAGCAGAAGAGCAGGACUCGGAUUCUGAGGGGGAUCCGGACAAACCCAACAAGCAUCGGGCGAGACACGCCAGGCUCAGGCGUAGCGAGAGUCUGUCUGAGAAACAGGUGAAGGAGGCCAAGUCCAAAUGUAAACGUAUUGCUCUCCUUCUUACGGCCGCUCCACCCAACCCCAACAACAAGGGGGUAUUGAUGUUCAAGAAGCAUCGUCAGAGGGCCAAGAAAUACACACUUGUGAGCUACGGCACGGGAGAAGACAAGCCAGAGUACAGCGACGAAGAGGACGAGGAAAACGAAGACCACAAACAAGAAACAUCAACUGUCGAAUUUACCCUUGUGGCUCCAGCUGAUUCUGAAAUAGACAAGCAUUUUCUCACUAAUGCCCACAGUAGCAAAGGAGUGCUAACUUUAAACUGGGACAAGGGUCUCCUUGAAAUUGAAAGGAACAUGAACAACCAAACACAGAUGGAGUGUUUGCCUGAAACCAAAGGAAAGGGUGCCCUCAUGUUUGCCCAACGGCGUAUGAGGAUGGAUGAGAUCUCUGCUGAACAUGACGAGCUGAGGCGCCAAGGGAUGCCCGUGGAAGGAGUGCAGGAGAUCGAAAAGAAGGCCAUGGAGCACUCCUACAUGCAGUCCACAACAGAGGGCCAUGCUUACAUGGAUGUAAAUAUACACCAGCAAAGCCAGCAACAGUACCAGCAAUAUCAAGAACAGCAGUACUAUGAGCAACAACAGAACUACCAACAGCAACAACAGAACUACCAGCAGCAGCAGCAGCAAUACCAGCAGCAGCAACAAUACCAACAGCAAUAUCAGCAGCAGCAGCAGCAGCAGCAGUAUGAGCAAAGCCAUUAUCAGCAACAGCAAAUAUAUCAGCAACAGCAAGAAUACCAUCAAGAGCAACAGCAAAUCCAACACUAUUCUACAAACAUCAAUGGCACAGUGCAACAUCAAACCAAUGAGAUGCAGAGUUCUUUCAGCAAUCGCACUGCAAAGCCAUUCACAGCAGAAAGCAUGGUGGCUACCCCUUAUGCUCAUGCAAUGAGUGGGACCAAUCAGGAGUCUGUGGGUCAAGGAGAGCAGAUAGCAUCCCGUGAUGAGCGCAUUUCUACCCCUGCAUCCAGGACGGGCAUUUUGUUAGAUACAAGGAGAAAGAAUGCUGGCAAGCCAAUGUUCACAUUUAAGGAAGCCCCAAAAGUUUCUCCUAACCCAGCAUUGCUGAACCUCCUCAACAGGAGCGAUAAGAAGUUGGGUUUUGAGUCAGGACCUGAGGAAGACUACCUCAGCCUUGGGGCUGAGGCUUGUAAUUUCCUCCAAUCUCAGCGACUUAAACACAAGACUCCUCCACCAGUUGCCCCAAAGCCUGUGAUCAAUCCCAACUCUCCUCCUUGGUCACCGCAGAUAGAAGCAACCAACCAGGACAUGCCUCAGUGUGCUGAAAAUAGUCUUUCCACACCUGCUGUAGCCCCCACCACAGAGGCCACUCCUGCUCCAGAACUAGAGCCAACCCCUGCACCUGCCCCUGAGCCCUCUCCCCCUCCUGCUCAACAGGAGACUCCUGCCAGCACCGCCACAGCAGAACAGCGUAUUUGGACUCUUCCGGAGCCUGAAUCUCAACAGCAGCCUAUACAAGUGGCAGCGCAGGAGGGGAAUGGUCAUAUGGCUCCUACCCUGCAGCCUGAGUCUUCUCCUUUGACCUCCUGGGGUGCAGCACAAACACAAGAACAACAACAACAACAGCCAUCUUCAAAUUCUUGGCAUCCAGCUCAAGUGCAACCCCAGGCACCACCUCCAAGUCAGUCUCCACCACAGCCACCUUGGAUGACACGCCAACCUCCUCAGAACCAAGCACCGCUUCAACCCCCCACAAAUACCUGGAGCUCUCAAAUUCAACCAACCUGGGCUCAGCCUCAAGAGCAACCGCAAUCUCAGCCACAGGUUCAGGCCCCUUGGACAAACCCGAAUGAGCAGGCCCACCUACAGCAAAUACAGCCACCCUGGGGUCAAGCUCAAGAACCAAUGCAGCCGCAGCCGCAGCCCCAGCCACAGCCCCAGCCCCAGCCCCAGAGCCCAUGGACUCAGCCUUCCCAACCAGAGUCUCAACAUCAACCACCAUGGGUGCAACAACCCCAGAAACAAUCCCAAGCACAACCUCCUUGGGCUCAACAGGUUCAACCAGAAUCCCAAACACAACCGCCAUGGGCUCAGCAGCCACAACAUCAGGCUCCGCAACAAACAUGGCCACAGGCCCAAGCACCAGGUCAGCCUCAACCGCCUUGGGCCUCAGCUCAGCCUCAACAGCCUCAGCAACCCUCAAUGAAUGCAUGGCCACCAUCACAAACUCAAGCCCAAGCUCAGCCCCCUUGGAUGCAAGUAGGUCAACCACAACCUCAAGCUCAGCCUCAAGCCAAUUUGAAUCCAUGGGCACCAGCACCUUCCCAGGCCCAGUCCCAGCCUUCAUGGGCUCAACAACCUCCAGAACACGGUCAGCACCAGAUGAAUGCUUGGCCCCAGGAGCAACAUCAGGCCCAACAUCAGCCACCUUGGACUCAACCAGCUCCACCCCAGCCCUCACCACAGCCAAACUGGCAACAGCCCACUUCAAAGCCUCCACCAGAACCACCAAUGAAUACAUGGCCUCCAGCUCAGACACAGCCUCAGACACCUGUGAACACCUGGACACCACAGUCACAGCAAGCACCUGUGAAUGUUUCGAUGUCAACAGUGAACACGCGACCCUCACCAAAGCCUUGGCUUCCGCCACAAAAUGCCCCACAAAGCCGGACCCCUCCUUCUCCUCCACAGCGCAUGCACUCUUUUAAUAUUGGUCAAAGAGCUUCGUCACCCAUCAACCCAAUGGCCACCGUCUUAAACCCAUCGUCCCAAGGUUCAGCUUUUGAGAUGCCGGCAGUCAGAGGGAAAGGAGCUGACAUGUUCGCCAAGAGGCAGUCUCGUAUGGAGAAGUUUGUUGUUGACUCUCAGACUGUGGAAGCAAACAAGGCAGUCCGGUCAUCAUCACCAGCUGCUUCCUUACCGAAUGAGUGGAAAUAUACUCCCAAUGCAAUUGGCAGGAGCUACUCCCUUUCCCCACCAGCCAGAGUACCGUUCACCGGCCAGAAAUCGGCUUCGGCUUCUUCCUCCCCGAGGCCUCCAGCCCGGGCCUCCGCCACUCCCCCAGCGAGGCAGACAUCCUGGCUGGAAAAAGGCCACAAACCCCCAACGCCCUGGGAGGCCGCCUCCCGGCAUCCCCUGGGCCUGGUGGACGAGGCCUUUUCUUUCCAGAACCUCCAGCAAACCCUCGCUUCAAAUGUCCGCUUGGCAGCCCAGCGCAAAAUGCUUCCCGAGCCGCCGGCGGAGUGGAAGGCCGCAGUUCCUUACCGAGGCCCUCAGAAAACAGGCAGCCAGACCUGGAGCCAGAGCCAAAGUCGCAGUCAGACUCGAGCGCUGCUUCCAUCUUUCAUGUCCCCAACAAGGAGCCCCGUGUCCACCCCGGUCAGCCAUGCUGGUUACAGGUCCCUGCCCAGACAGUGGCAGCCUCAGAAGCCUGUUAUGCAUUCAAACCUGAGGCCCUCAGUGUCUUCGUCUGAGUGUCAGAGGCCUCUGGGAAGGCAAAAUUACAAGUCUGUGUACACCAGCAACACUUGGAGUUGGAGGCGGUAGGAUGCAGCUCCGCCUGUGUUGUCUUGGAUGAGUAAAAUCACAUCACUCACUGAUUCCUUUAUACAUUUACGAGCAGUUAGAGCAUCUUCUGUUAGAAUAACUAAACAAACAAUAGUGUGUUAGUAAGAAAAUAACUAAAAUGGGAAGAGAUGGCUAGUUUUCUCCUGGUUUUAAUACAAUACUUUCAUUUUUUUAAAAGAUGCAUUCUACUGUUUUUGCUGUUGUAGCUUCCAUACAAAAGGUGUUAGGUGAAAUCAUUUACUUUGCAUGACGUAAUCAAAAGAGAUGUUUAGUUUGUAGACUCAGCGACAUUGAACUGACAGCUUUCUAGUUUGGUAAAUACACUGAAGUGGGCCUGUUGAUGAGAUGGAGAUGCGUAUGUAGUUUAGAAUGGACACAAUGAGUACAAAGUAAGAGUGGCUGUAUGUUAGCAGUAGCUAUAUAUAGACACAACUGAACUAUAGAACAACAGGUAACUAUGGUAUCUUGAGAGAAGAGUUACGGAUAACGAGAGAGAAAGAAACAGCGAUCCACCCUUCACGUAGUAAGUCGCAAGAUUGUUUCUGUAGUUGUUUAAGAGCUUUGCAGUUCACCCUGGUGUCAUUUUUCUGCUGUGGAUGUAUGCAUUUAGCGUGCAGGAGGAAGUGUGCACUUUUGUUUUCUUGCUGGUUUUGUUUGAUUUUCAGUCCACGAAACUCGAAAUCGCUUCAGUGUCAGAAUGCAAUUAGUGGUGCAUUAGAACCGAGGCUUAAAACUUGGGGAAAGGUUACCGCUAUAACUCUGCACGCUGUGGGCGGACGUGUCGUUAUGUAAUCUCUAAUCAGUGGGAUUAAUUCACUUAUGUACCAGGUGCAUUUUAAUUAGUGCAUUAGCAUGUGGCUACUCAACACUUUUCUUUGUGUACUUGGAAACACAAGUGAAUCGUCGCGCUGUAUGUGUAAAAAACAAGCUUCGGGGGUAAUGGAGUUUCAGUUGGGAGUGAAAGUCGGAUUGUUAAAUGUGAACGAAUCCUAAUUAUGACAACAAAAGUGAUUGUUUUAGUCGAUAAAAAGGUUUGGGAGAGCUGCAGGAUGUAAUGGGUUUAUAUUUGGUUUUGGGCUUUUGCUAUAGGCUUGUAAUCAUCUCCAAAAAAAAAUAAAAAAAUUAAAGCUAGGCUGGUGUUUCCACAGAGUGUACAUAAUGUCCUAAUGUGAUUCUCACCAAGCAAUCUCAUAAACGUAAAUAAGAUUUAUCACACGGCAUUGUGUUGUGCCUCAGCCGACUCACUUAGCGUGAUGAUUUCACUGUACCGCUUUCCGUUCGAACAACACAAAUUAUGGUUCACAACGCAACACCGGUAAUCCAUUUCAGCUGCGGACUAAUUCAGACAUAGACUCACAUUCGGCAUUUUGCUAAAUAAAUCCAACCGAAUAGCACCGUUUCGCUCUGCGUGUUUGUGCUCUUUCCAAGUUUGAAAUACUUUGCUGUGGGCCAUUUGUUGCUUGCUGUAGCAUCCCAUGGAGCUGUUUGCGUGAUGUGUUGUCUGGAAUAUACAGCAGGCUGGGAGGAGGAGGAGGAGGAGGAGGCGGGUGAGGCCCGUUCCCAUGGCGACCCCCCGGUUACGUAAUAACAGUGGGUACCUACUGUAGCCGAACAUUAGAGGAUGGGAGACGAGGGCACAGAGGGAGACGAUAAACAGAAAUUUAUUUUCCUACCAAUUUAGAUUUGAAAAAGACUCAAAGGGAAGCGUGAAUAUGAGCCGUGCGUUCAGCUUUGAAAUAGUUAAUUCUGUGCAUAGUUUUCUCUCUACCAGGCAUUAUUCCAUUAAACACCAUGCUUCAACCUGUCAUGCAA
Stegastes partitus (bicolor damselfish) is the source of this 6573-nucleotide messenger RNA. RefSeq names its product synaptopodin 2a (gene synpo2a). Gene Ontology annotation, cellular component: nucleus; actin cytoskeleton; Z disc. The transcript is spliced from 5 exons. Lineage: Eukaryota; Metazoa; Chordata; Actinopteri; Pomacentridae. Gene Ontology annotation, biological process: positive regulation of actin filament bundle assembly. Gene Ontology annotation, molecular function: actin binding. Bases 85 to 4740 code for a protein of 1551 amino acids. The record is from RefSeq and is a predicted model, not a curated record.